CUCUGCCUGGGUUCAAACCUCCUCCUAGGACGGUCUUCGCGACGCCUCUGAGGGCAGCAAAGCUACGCCCUACGGACUGGGCGCGCCCUCAGGUUCAGGCUCCAAACACCACAACUAUGAGCAGAAUCCGGAUCGGAAACAUAACUGGGAACCUACUGGAACUGUGUUCCUACCAGCCCCUCGGCUGACCUUUAGUGCUAAGCAGCUGCACGGAAUGCUGUGGAAGACCAGUAAUCCCAUUAAAGUGAGGAAGAUGACAAGGUUCAUGUUAUUCCCAUUACAUCAUCCUGUUCUGAUAGUGCUGCUACAAUGAGACAAAACGACAGCAACAUCAUGCAAGAAGAUCCAAGGUUAAGGAAAGUCACAGAAUGGCUAAAGCAGCUUUAAGUGGAGGGUGGAUUAUUUUUCCCUUGGUUUGUCUUGUGUUUUCCUCUCUGAAAGAAUGUGGUGGCUGCUCUUUUUUCUGGUAACUGCUAUUCGUGCCGAACUCUGUCAACCAGAUGCAGAAAAUGCUUUUAAAGUGAGACUUAGUAUCAGAACAGCUCUGGGAGAUAAAGCAGAGUUGGUGGUGGCAGGGCCUCAAGUAAUAAGACACCAGCAUGACAGUUCUCUCACAGUCUCCAGCUGUGACUCUGUGACCUGUGCUGGUGAUGUUCUUGCAUCAGGAAUUUCCCAUGUCUUACUUUGCAAUAUAACCCAGAGGGUGUCAUUCUGGUUUGUGGUUACAGAUCCUACGAAAAACUACACACUUCCUGCUGAUGAAAUACAGUCAGCCAUAAGAAUGAAUAGGAACCGGAUCAACAGUGCCUUUUCUUUGAAUGACCAGACUCUGGAAUUCUUAAAAAUUCCUUCCACUCUUGCACCACCCACUGACCCAUCUGUGCCCAUCUGGAUUAUUAUAUUUGGUGUGGUAUUUUGUAUCGUCAUAGUUGCAAUCACGCUGUUGGUUUUAUCAGGAAUCCGGCAACGUAGAAGGAAGAACAAAGAACCAUCUGAAGUGGAUGACACUGAAGAUAAGAGUGAAAACACGAUCACUAUUGAAAAUGGCAUCCCCUGUGACCCCCUAGAUACGAAGGGAUGGCACAUUAAUGACACUUUCAUGACAGAGGAUGAGCGGCUCACCCCUCUUUGAAGGGCUGCUGUUCUGCUUCCCAAGAAACUCACACAUGUUUCUGUGCAACUGUUGAGCACCAUAAAUUAUUAAGGGCAGAUUACAUAUUUUGUUUCACCAUUCUUCUUUUGUAAGAAAAUUUGAAUGUGCAUGAAAGUGAAUCAAUAAUACCUGUGAAGACCAUUGGAAUCAUAAGCUGUUGACUACUCCAAAUAUUUUAAAGUAUUUCCCUGACAACACAGUGUGUAAGUGUAGUCAUUUGGUGUUUGUAAUUAUUGAUUUAAAAGUCCAUCAGUAUUUAAGCAUUUCCAAAAAUAAGGACUAUAUAUAUUUUACACUCUGGAGACCUAAGGAAAAAUAUUUUUCCAAUGGAGAAUCCCUAUAAUAAUUAUGAAUAUUAUUUAUAUCACUCUGUAUAUGACUAAGUAAGCAAGGAUAAAAGUAAUUAUUGUACAUGGGAUGGAUAAAAAUGGAAGUAUUGAUAAGGUAGAAUUUGAUCCUGUUAUAACUAUUGCUUAUGUAUUUUCUGUCAAUCUCUACUAGUGCAGCUCUAUUUGUUGACUUUUUCUGCAAUCUGUAAAAGUACUAUACUAAAUAAA
Molecule: messenger RNA, 1710 nt
Organism: Myotis lucifugus (little brown bat)
Lineage: Eukaryota; Metazoa; Chordata; Mammalia; Chiroptera; Vespertilionidae
Gene: CLTRN
Product: collectrin, amino acid transport regulator
Exons: 9
Coding region: 443-1132 (229 amino acids)
Source: RefSeq, a predicted model, not a curated record